AUGACCAUCUCUAACAAGCCGGAUGUUACUACCAUCCCAGAUGAACCACUGUUCCGGCGGAUGGUAGACAAUGCCACCGAGCGACCAUCUCACGUCGUCAUCUCCGACAAAAGCAUAGGCGUCGAGGCUGACAGCAUGAGGAUCUUUGCCGAUCUCCUGCACAUGAGAAAUGCCAUUCGGCAACAUGAAGCCUCGGCUGACGCAUAUAUCAGCGUUCUGAUGCCCAUUAACUAUGAAUUUGUCAUUGCAAUUCUGGCCGUGCUCGCCUCGGGAUUCGGUUCCACAGCGGAGUAUGCAAUCAGCUUGAGGAGACGUUGCGGAUCUACCUGUCUGGUCUACGGCGCUCUCGAACAGAACUUUGCCAUUGAGAUGGAGCAGCAGGCUUCUGCCCAGGGGUUUCCCAUUCAGAUCAUUGCCUUCGAAAGCUCUACUGAACCUCUUCCCCUCCAUAUCGAGGACCUUAAUAUUCGCCUGGACACAGAGGCCCCCACCGACCCAGACCGUCCUGGAAUGCUGGUAUACAGCAGUGGAACGACAGGCGAGAAACCCAAGGGAAUCAUGCACAACCGACGCUUUCUCGACCGACCCGGACAUCUCCCGCCCCAGGCAAUUUUCCUCAUGGUGGCCGACCCGAUACAAGCGAUCAGUUCAUUCAAUAUCCUAAUUAUCCCUCUGUCAACGAGGUGUCAGUUACGCUUCAUCUCUCGCGCCGACGGAGUCGCCGAGAUCUGA
Molecule: messenger RNA, 732 nt
Organism: Aspergillus melleus
Lineage: Eukaryota; Fungi; Ascomycota; Eurotiomycetes; Eurotiales; Aspergillaceae
Exons: 2
Coding region: 1-732 (243 amino acids)
Source: RefSeq, a predicted model, not a curated record